UUUGACGUGACAUUUUUGGGAAGAGAGCGUGAAUUUUGUCCGAUUUUACGUGUAAAUUAAAUUAAUUUAGCUGUAAUAGAGUAAUUACGAUUAUCUACAAUGUGCUAAGCUUUCACCAGCAACUUUUCAAUGUAUUAAUUUGUAGGAAACUAUUGUAAGUGCUGAUAUAAUGGCGAUAACACAAGAAGAGGUCGCUAAUCGCUAUCCUAUUCACUGGUUGGUUUGGAACAAUAAUCAUGACGAAUUGAGGGUUUCAUUGGAGACCCAUAGGUUCACAGCAGAAGAGCUGGAGCAGAAGGACCCACGAGGGCGCACCCCGCUGCUGCUGGCUGUGACCCUGGGCCACACGGAGUCUGCCCGGCUGCUUAUUGACGCCGGGGCCGACGUCAACUGCGAGAAGGAUGGCUGGACUGCGGUGCAAGAGGCGACAGCGACGGGCGACUCGGAGCUGCUGUCUCUGGUGCUGUCCCGGAGGGACUACCAGCGGCUGCUGGUGCGCUCGGGGGGGAUCCCCGAGCUGCUGCACAAGCUGUCGCUGGCCCCGGACUUUUAUGUCGAGAUGAAGUGGGAGUUUACUAGUUGGGUGCCCUUAGUGUCCAGAAUGUGUCCGUUCGACACAUACAAAGUGUACAAGCGUGGCGGGAAUGUCCGAGUGGACACGACCCUCGUCGGCUUUGAGAACAACCGUUGGCAGAGAGGAGACAGGACUUACAUAUUUAGGGGCCAAGGGCGCGCGGCCAGCCUCGUGGAGCUCGACCACGAGGCGGGCACCUCGUGGACGGAGCACCUGGAGCCCCUCGACGACUCCGGGCGCCAGUGCCCCGCGCCCUCCGCCCAUUCGCUGCAGCAGCGGAUGUCUUCACCGUUGGCUAUUAACUAUCUGGACACUGACAAGAUCAGCUUCGAGAGGAAUAAAAGUGGCAUUUGGGGUUGGCGGCAAGACAAAACGGAGAACGUAAACGGUUACGAGUGCAAAGUGUUCAGUGCUAAUAACGUGGAGCUCGUCUCCAAGACGAGGACCGAACAUCUGCCGAAGGGGGAGAGGAGGGCGUCGCCGCGGGCGCCCCUCGCUGGGCUGCUGGCGUUGGCCGAGCCCGCGACCCCGUCCUCUGAUAACACGCCGCUUUUAACGCCUGACAAGGAAAACUCCCCACCCCGCAGCCGUUCGCGCGAGGAGCUGUCCCCGGCGAGCGGGUCAGUGACCUCCGCGUGCCAGGUCGGCUGGCAGCAGUACUUCAGCGGGCAGCCGCUGGGCCGCGACGUGGGCCGGCCCAGGGACGCGGCCACUAAGGUGCAGAAGUUCAGGGCCACCUUGUGGCUGUGCGAGGACUAUCCUCUAGAGUUGCAAGAACAAAUAAUGCCGAUUCUGGACCUGAUGGCCGCGAUAUCUUCCCCACACUUCGCCAAGCUGAAGGACUUCAUACAGAUGCAGUUGCCAUCCGGAUUUCCGGUUAAAAUAGAAAUCCCCCUGUUUCACGUGCUAAACGCGCGGAUUACGUUUGGCAACAUAUUCGCGACGGAGACGCCGGUGCCGCACAUAGAAUGUAUACAGGAGGGGACUCGGCUUUCUUGUGUAGUCGACGAUGCUUGCUUCAGCGUGGGCCGUGGUUACCGGGACGCGGCCCACGUGGACCGGCUGGCGUGCCACCUGGACGACGAGGAGGGGCUGCUGCAGUACGCCAUACAGCAGAGCCUGAUGGAGGCCGGCACGAGCGACGACCAGGUGGACGUGUGGGAGGCGCUGCGCGGCGCGCGCACGCCGCUGCCGCACGAGGACACGCAGCUGCAGAGAGCAAUCGAAGCGUCGCUCCGCGUGAUGUCCGUGGCGGACCUGGAGCUGGAGCCGCCCCCCCCGCCGCCCCCCCCCUGCCUCGACCCCGACCGCGAGCUGCAGGAAGCGCUGGCGCUGUCUGCGCGUGAGCAGCAGCGCAGGGAACAGGAGCUGGUGGCUGAACAGCUGGCGUUGGAUGAGGCGCUUCGGCUGUCGCUGCUUGACCAUUAGCGAUCUCAAUAGAAAACAAAGCGUCCACCAAAUGAAGACUUACGCCUAAAGGUACUUUAAAUUAGUUAUUUAUAAUAGACCAUUACUGACUGCAGAUAUUUAUUGGCGUUGCGAUGUGUAUAGACUGUGACUAUCGAUGUCUUAUUACGGUGUAAUAAGGUUUAUAAUUGAUUGUACUUGCUAGGUGGGCGAUCGUUCAAUGUUCAGUAAAGCUCGACAUAGAUGGCAGCACUAUUGCGAACCGUUGCCAUGGUGCACAAGUCGAUGACACUUUUUAUUUUAUGCCUACAUCGUUAGCUAAUGUUGCGUAGGAGAAAUCACGUUAUCGCUAUGUAUUAUUAUUAGAUAAACUUGUAGCGGGAGCCAGGUUAUCAUGCUCGACCGCCACCGCAGGGAAGAUCUUCCCGCCAGGCUAGGUGUUGCGCCGGGGAACCGCACGCGACAUACGGUGUCAUGUCGGAAGUUGUAUUUAUGCUUCCAAUCGAAAACGCACUGUCUGCGCGGUCUAGGCUUGUCAGCUUCUGGUAGUGAGUCGACCGAAGUGCCAUCUGUCCGUAGUGUCGUGGAUCACUUCGUUGCCUUUGGUCGGCUUUUACAUCUGCGGCGUUGUGCAUGUGACGUGGUAGAUGUCGCCACAAACUUGCAAUGCACGGGCGAUGACGCUCAAGGAAUUCGUUAGCAAUUUGAGUUUGUAACUAGUUCUUUUUACGGAGCUACUUAGCUCCGUGUGGAAGGCUUAUUAAACAAGGGAAACCUAAAACAGGACAAUAAAAAAAAAUAGAAGUCAACAAAUAACAUAUGUCAUGCUUCGGAAGACUGUCAUUGUCAAACUUGCAAAUGUCAAAAUGCGCGGGUUACAUAUUGUUCUAGUGUUUUAAAAAAAUCUGUAUUUUUGCAAUAAGUUAAUUGCAAUCUUGUUAUUUGAAUCGAAAUAUUUUACAAAAUCAAUUUGGAACUAUCGUUUGGAAUACAAUAUAUAAAGGCUACAGUAUAUUAACGCUCGUUCCGCGUGUGGAAUUUUAACGCAUGCGUACGCGCAUGUGUUUUUGUGUGCUCCUGCCUUAACAGAGAAUCAUUCAGUAUUAUUUUUUGGUGUGAUACAUGUGAACGAUCGCUCUAAACUAUAAUGUAUCAGAAUUGUGGAAUUGAAUAAUUAAUAAUCGUUCCCAAAUCCGCCUUUUGGUGUUGUUAAUUUUAGGGUAAACUGCUCAGUAAAUGAUCAGAUAUUUUUUAUUUUUUUAUUUUAAUUGUUUUUCAUGUGAUGUCUGUCCAAACAUUUAAUGUAACUAGCUGUCGCCCGCACAUCCGUACGGGGUUUCCUAAGUUUGUCUUCGGGUCAUCAUCAACUAUAUGUUUUUAAAAUUUUCAAAAAACGGCUCAGUUAAACUUACAUAAUACAUUUAUUAUAUUAGUUUGGGAGGUGAGGCUAUCGAACAAUGUUCCCUGUGAAAUAUAUAUAACCUGAUUAUAACAUCUUUCAAAAUUAUGCUUAUUAUUUUUUAAUAUAGUUUUCACUUUUUAUGUAAUCCGUCCAGUAGUUAUACCUUUUUAAUUUAUGGUUCAAUUAUGUCCUCCAGUAUAGUUUUAAGGUUAUAUAUUGUUACUUAAUAAUAAAAAAAAAAUCAUUCUAAAUAAUUAAGUGAUAUUUUUGAUUCGGAAACUAUAAACUUUUUGCAUGCCGACUAUUUUGCGCAGUUUACCCUAUAUUUCGCGCAGUCAUACUAUAUACCAAAUGUCUUCGAUUGUAACUUGUUGUUAUUGUAACUAAUUGUAUUAAUGGGCAAUAAUUUAUGUUUUAGGUUAGUUUACAUUACAAGUAAUUAUUUAUCAUUGAUAUCACGCAAAAUACAAGACCUGUUACUAGCUUUGGACCUGUUUCGAAUACUACAUAUUUACUUAUUUUAUUUUAAAACGUCACUUCUUCUCCAUUAUUUCAUAUCCCAUGUGAAAUGAAACACAUAACGGCAAGUAAUGGAUUGGUUUGCCAUUGCCUUCUCCAUUUCACAAGUUUAUAAUCCACCAAAGUGCAGGAUUCCUCACGAUGUUUUCCUUCACCGGAAGCAAGUGGUGGUCGAUGAAAACUUACUAUACAUGAGUCAGAUUGGUAUACAAACUCAUAUGGCACGAGUAGGAUACGAACCUGAGACCUUUGGAUCCACAAGCGGGCGUCUAACCCAUUACACCACCACCGCUUCGGUAUUGCAAUGGCAAAAUGUAAUUAUUUAAAAAUUCGUUUUCAUCUUUUUAUUGACAGACUGUACUGAUUUCAAUUUGGUUAAAAAAAUCCAACAGUCUCUUUUGCGACAAGUACAAGAUACCUGUUUGUAUAAAUAAUACAUUUAAUAAAUAAUUAUUGUCGAAAAUAUUCAAAUCAAACUCACCUAACGACAAUGCUGGUUUGAAUACUUGCGAAAACGCGACCGUAUCGACACGUCAAAAUGUAUAUGGAAACAAUAGUUAUUGAUACUUUUUGGAGGCACAGUUAAUUUUCUAUAUAAAUUUUGUCUAUGUGUAUGGAUAAAUACUAUUACGAACGUCUCAAAAACGAAGCAAGAGAUAUAAACGAAGACUUUUAUAUACAGGGUUAUUGGUAUCUAACGCAUAACCUUCCAAAGGCGCAUAAAGUACAUAUAGACUAACAUCUUUUGUUCUACGACUUCUGUCUAAACGUAAUAAAUACAAAAUGUAUUCUUUUUUAGUUUUAAUGUCGUUUCUAUAAAAUUUUAACUCUAUAUUCGAUUCCGUCACAUAACGCUACUGUACUGUCUCGUGUUGCUUGACUAUUACAUAGAGUUAAGAUGUGGAGAAUCGCAAAUUAGAUUGUAUUUUUUUAUAUGGAAAAAAAAAUAAAAA
Messenger RNA from Plodia interpunctella (Indianmeal moth), 4855 nucleotides. RefSeq lists its product as uncharacterized. Lineage: Eukaryota; Metazoa; Arthropoda; Insecta; Lepidoptera; Pyralidae. The transcript has 13 exons. The record is from RefSeq and is a predicted model, not a curated record. Gene Ontology annotation, cellular component: cytoplasm. Gene Ontology annotation, molecular function: protein binding. The coding region runs from base 170 to 2002 and encodes 610 amino acids.